Messenger RNA from Acanthopagrus latus (yellowfin seabream), 4066 nucleotides. RefSeq names its product sterile alpha and TIR motif containing 1 (gene sarm1). Gene Ontology annotation, molecular function: signaling adaptor activity; protein binding; NAD+ nucleosidase activity. Gene Ontology annotation, biological process: signal transduction; negative regulation of MyD88-independent toll-like receptor signaling pathway; response to axon injury. The transcript has 8 exons. NCBI's taxonomy places the organism in Eukaryota, Metazoa, Chordata, Actinopteri, Spariformes, Sparidae. The record is from RefSeq and is a predicted model, not a curated record. Bases 787 to 2928 code for a protein of 713 amino acids. Gene Ontology annotation, cellular component: dendrite.
UGUUGUCCUUUAAGAUUAGUCAGUUCAUUCGGUCAAUUCGGUGGUGAAAACAACGAAAGUUAUUUUAUUUACUUUAUCAAUGAAGAUCUUCUCUCUUUUAACAUUUCUAUCACCAAACUACGUAAUGCUCCUUUAAGUGACCGAGGUGGUGAAGUUCUGAGGUUGUUCUCCACCUCCUCCAGCAGAGGGCCUGCAAUGUUUAUGCACACGAUGAGCAUGCUCUGCUCUGCUGUGAUGCAGGAGGAGAGGUGGGAGGAGGAGGAGGAGGAGGAGGAGGAGGAGGGCUGCUUCUUUUCCUGUUCAUCACCGGCAGUAUCCGGAGCCGGUGGGCGGUGCAGAGACCCUUGAAGACACGGACAGAGAGCCUGCGGAUGCUGACUGGAGGAUGCUGUAGAUGUGGUGGCCCAGCGUGGAGAGCGGUGUCUGAUGUAGUGUUUUUCUCAGGAGGGAGCCGCUUCACAUGAAAACUGUGUAGAGGAACAGGCCUUCUUUGUCUCGGUGCAGACAACAAAAGUGUGUUGUGUCUCAGCCUGUGUGCUGACAUGUCGCCUCUUUAAGGACCCCUCCACAGGCAGACUGGCUGCCGGGCGGUGGGACGACGGAGACAAAGCAGCACCUGCUCAGGACCUUCUUACGAGUGUUUAUGUGCUUACUGCAGGGAUGACAUGGUAGAGAGCUGAUGCAACGUGCUGAAAGCUGUCAGGGGUGAUUUACAGCUGAUCCACACAGAUGUGACAGUGUUGACGAGGACCGAGAGGCCUGUAAACAACCCGACUCCGCCGGUAGAUGCUCUUUUCUGUGACGCUCUUCCUGUGGAGACUCUACCGACAUUACUCCAUCAUGUUCAGCUCGGAAAGACUCACAGUCCCGGAUUAUGUCAGCCGGCUGCAGAGAGGCAGGAGCGGCUCCGGCUGCGACCACCGACCGGUCUCCCCGGGCAUCAGCGCCGACGUCCAGGCGGUUCUGGACAGCUCCCUCCCCGCCCUGCGCUGCGCCAUCAGGAGGCUGAGGACGGGGAAGGAGACCUCAGAUUCCGACGAGACCCGCCAGGCCAUCGCGGAGAUGUACCAGCUGGUGGAGGAGGCCUGGGUGAUGCCCGCGGUAGGCCGUCAGGUGGCCGAGGAGAUCUGCAACAGGAUCCGGCUGGAUGGAGGCCUGGAGCUGCUGCUGCAGCUGCAACAGACACCUGCGGUAGAGAUCACCUAUGAGUCUGCAAAACUGCUGGAGCAGAUCCUGGUGUCAGACAACAGAGAUUAUUUAGCACGGAUGGGUAUGGGGGUCAUCCUCAACCUGACUCGGCAGCAGGAGGACGCACAGCUGGCUCGGAGUGUCUCAGGGAUCCUGGAGCACAUGUUCAAACACACAGAGGAAACGUCCGUCAUUCUCAUCACUAAUGGAGCCCUGGACGCCCUCCUCUUCUGGUGCCGAGGUACGGACCCCACCGUGCUGCGCCACUGUGCUGUGGCGCUGGCAAACUGUGCCAUGUACGGAGGCCACCGCUGCCAGAGAUGGAUGAUCGAGAAACAGGCGGCCGAGUGGCUUUUCCCGCUGGCCUUUUCCAAAGAAGAUGAACUCAUCCGCUUCCACGCGUGUCUGGCUGUGACUGUGUUAGCCACAAACCGAGAAAUUGAGAAAGAGGUGGUGAAGUCUGGGACCUUGGAGCUGGUGGAGCCCUUCAUCGCAUCUUUGGAUCCGGAUGACUUUGCCCGCAGUUUACUGGACAGCGCAGACUGCAUGCAGGGCAAGACGGCCGCUGACCUGCAGCAUCUUCUGCCGUUACUGGAUGGCACGAGGGUGGAGGGAAAGUGCAUCGCAGCCUUUUACCUUUGUGUUGAGACCAGCAUCAAGUCUCGUCAGCGCAACACCAAGAUAUUUCAAGAGAUCGGAGCGGUGCAGAGCCUGAAGAGAAUUGUCAUGUACUCCAGAAAUGGCACAGCCUCCAGCCUCGCCAAGCGGGCGCUGAGCAUGAUGGGGGAGGAGGUGCCGAAACACAUCCCGCCAUGCGUGCCGAAUUGGAAAACCUGCGAGGUGCAGACCUGGCUGCAGCAGGUUGGCUUUAGUGCCUUCUGUGACCGUUUCCAGGAGCUCCAGGUGGAUGGGGACCUCCUGCUAAACAUCACAGACCAGGACCUGAGCGCAGAUCUGGGCAUGACCGCAGCCCUCACUCGCAAGAGGUUUUUGAGAGACUUGCGUGUGCUGAAGACUUACGCCAACUACUCCACAUGUGACCCAAACAACAUGGCAGACUGGCUUGUGGAGGUGGACCUUCGUUUCCGUCAGUACACCUACGGCCUGGUCCAGUCAGGAGUGGAUCGCAGCAGUGUCCAGAACGUGACCGAUCAGCAGCUCCAGCUCGACUGCCACAUAGACAACGGAGUCCACAGAGCCAAGAUCCUGUCUUCCAGCCGCAAGCCCCUCAAGCCGUGCCACACAGACGCCCAGCCUGCGGGGCCCGAUGUGUUCAUCAGCUACCGCCGGACCACCGGUUCCCAGCUGGCCAGCCUCCUGAAGGUGCACCUGCAGGUUCGAGGAUACAGCGUCUUCAUAGACGUGGAGAAGCUGGAGGCUGGUAAAUUUGAGGACAAACUGAUUCAGAGUGUACAGAGGGCACGUAACUUCAUCCUGGUCCUGUCCGCGAAUGCCCUCGACAAGUGCAUGGGCGACACUGCCAUGAAGGACUGGGUGCAUAAGGAGAUAGUCACCGCCCUGGCUGGGAAGAAGAACAUUGUUCCUGUCACAGAUAACUUCAUGUGGCCCGAUCCCACGUCUCUGCCGGAGGACAUGAGAGCGAUUCUCAAUUUCAAUGGCAUCAAAUGGUCACAUGAAUAUCAGGAGGCCACGAUCGAGAAGAUUCUACGCUUUCUGAAGGGACAGCAAGACCAAGUCGACAGCCCGGGUGCCUCCAAAGGGCAGAAAAAGAAAGAAUGAGAUAAUAAAUGACAAAAACAGAGUUAGAUAUGAGUUACAAUAACUUCCAGCGAUGCCAAAUUCCACGGCCGAUGUUGAGCUGGCCUAGCAGGCCCCCCCCGCCCCCACCCAAACGCAUGUGAAGUGAAUCUCGAUCAUGAUUCAAUUGCAUAAUAUAAAUUGAGCUGAUAUAUCACUAACAAUGAAGGAGAUAAAAAAAGGGGAUUUGUAUAUAAUAAAUGGUAAGCCUUUUAAGAUAGUACCCUCACACUGCUGUAUGUGUUUUAUCAGGUGCAGUAUACGCCUUCUGUCUCUCAGGAAAAUAACUGUGAUAGAUCAGCCGACAUUGGCAUCCAGCAAAAUCAGUCUCCACUAACCGAUCAGUCUUCAUUGAAGUUGUAUGCAAUCAUCUUGUGUUUGACUCAUGUACUGUACAGUCACCAGGGGCAAAGCAGGUCUUUUACUGACAUUUGAUUUCUGGGUUGUGAUAGCAAAGAAACAUUGUUUAAGGGGGAAAUGGUCAAAGCUGGAGGCAUGACGUAUUUUACAGAAAUAUUUGAGCUACACGCUGCAUAACUGCAUCCUUGAUUUAGGAGCGCGCAGGCAACGAAAAAAUAACCAAGUAGUAUUAACUGUUUUCUUUCUUCUGUUAAAGUGGGUAAAAACUGAACUGAUGUACAGGACUCAAAAAUGAAGUGAUGUUUUAUUCACCACACUAUUUGGGUCUGAUGAGUAAUUAAUUGUGGCUUUUGCAACUUAAAUUUCAUCCUUGUUCCCUCGGUGUGUUUAAAUAGAUGCAGUCAAGUAAUAAACAAAAAGAAAUCCAGCAAUAUGACCCGCUGAAGCUUAUAAAAACUGCAAAUCCCUUCAUCAAAAUCAAGAUACAAGAAACCGUUUGCUUUGAAAUAAAUGUAUGAGAAGUCUUGCAUAUUAAGCCUUCAUUAAGAUGUGUUGGUUUCAUAUAUAUAUGUAUCAUUGAUUGUAUUAUUAUAACCUGGAUGAAACAUCUUGCCUUAUUAUUGUUUCACCUCAUAGCAUCUGUGUAGUUGACAUUAAUUUAUUUUUUCAUCUUCACGUUUAUUAAUGUUCUCAUUGUGAAACAAACACAAAUUUGUCCCUUCAUUUCAAACAUGUCAAAAAUAAAAUGUAUCAAAACAUU